AUGGAGACAAAGCAAAAGCGGAAGUUAAACAUCAAGCAGCGCUUUUCGUGUGGGGUUGGAAGUGUGCUCAAUGAGAUAUUCCGCCAGAUGUUUAUCUCCUUUACAAUCAUAUUCUUUAUGCAAGUGAUUCGUUUGCCUGCUUCGCAAGCUGGAUUGGCUUUGCUUAUUGGCCAAGUAUCAGACGCCAUUCUUUCUCCAGUAACAGGCUACUUGGGAGACCGUGUUCAGAUUCCAGUGGUGUCCAAGAAGAUAGGGCGCAGAAAGUCAUGGCACUUAGUGGGAACGAUUAUGAUGGCUUGUGGGACCCCUCUUCUGUUCAAUCGCUGUCUGGUGUGCACAGAUUUCCCGGACAUCAGUUGGUUACCAGCUGUUUACUAUAUCUGUAUAGUGGUUGUUGUAUGCAUGUCAUAUAACAUAGUAGAGAUCAACCAUUUGUCUAUCACAUAUAGUGCGGCUGACACAGUACAAGAAGGAACGACCCUGAACGCUAUAAGGUAAAACAGAGAUAACAAUCAUUACUGGUUACCAUUACUAGUAUCGCCCCUUUUAGACACAGUAAUGAAAAUUCAGGAAGGUGGAUUCAGUUUUAGACUUUCAGAUAAUGUUUGGCGCGAAGUCAGACAGCAAAAAGAAAGUAUCCUCGUGUCAUAUGAUGGUAUAUGUGCAACAAACCUGGAAGUUCCAGGAUUAUACCUUUUAAUUACAACUAAAAAGAGAAAUUGAAACUGAAAAAAUAAACAAACCAGGGCUUAAAUCAACCAGACGUAGAAUUAUUCAACUUUGGUCUUUUGACGUAGGACGGUCUUCAGUUUCUUGAGUGGCUUGUAUGUAUAUGUAGUCGCCUGGGGACUUCUUGGCCAGGAUGGUGCUGAACAUUUGGGACCUGAAAAUGUCACACAGUUUGCGGUAAGUACCAAAGUGAAACUUUGUAUUCCUGAGAAAUAAAUCUUCGAAUCAAGUGACGAAGGGGGCAAUUACAUACGAGUGACAAUCACCGUAAGGCUAACAGCAAAGAGAGCGCCCCGGAGAGCUUGCUCACAGGCUACAAAGAGAGGGGAGUAUAAGAAUUAUAUAAUUUUAAAUGCUUAAUUCCGCAAACUAAUCUUGACUGAUUAGGACCUCCGGAUAUAGCCAAAAUCUCCCAGCCUCCCGUGCGGGUCAGCAAAUGGAUAAAAACUGUCUUUUGAGCUCUUUUAUGUUAUUGUUAAGUUUCCCUAAAAUUUUAAAAACUCAUUAAUAAUUCAUAAACAAAAAUAACUGUCUUUAUAUCUGAUGAAGACACGGCUAAACUUUACGUUCAAUAUUUUAGACUAAAACAACCCCAAAUCUAAAUAUUAGUGCAAGAAUGAGUUGAUCUAUAUCUAUAUCUCAGAGAUUUUGAAGCCGUUCAAAAAACCUGGUAGUCAUGUAUUAUCAGGUUUGAAAACUCUCGGCUUCGCCCCCAGUUUUUAAAUUAAACCUGAUAAUGCACUCCGACCUGCUCGUUUUUUAAACAGUACAUAAACAUACGUUUGAUCUUAACGUGACGUGAUGGUUAAUGCUCUUUAUUUCGCGUAAGACUACUUAUUAUAUUCUGUUAUAUGCCAAGCCACACCCACGUUAUACCUUUGGACAGGGAUCAAUUUGUUUGUAUUGAGGGCAGGGUUGCAUCUGAUCUUCAGAGGUAAAUGAUAUUUUAACCAAUUUACUCACGCGGUAUAAUUUUUUUUAGAUUUAGCAAAGAAUGAGUCACAAUCAACUAGAACUCAUAAACGUCCCAAACAAAACAGAGCUCCUUCAUUAAGAUUAAUUUUCUCAUACAUUUUUUUUUUCUCUCCACACAGCAUCUCGCUGGGAUUACUACAGGCACUGGAGUUUUCUUUCAAAUUAUUUUCUACAUUGGCACAAAGGAAGCGGCUUUACGCCCACUAAGGAAGCUCAGUUCACUCAUGGAUCCUGCAGUAAGUCAAAACACUGGAAUUUAACCCUAGUUAGUUAUUCUGUGUCCGGAGGUCUAACAAUUAAACCUGACGUCGAAACAUUGUCUUUCAAGAGCAAUUUCUUCAGGCAGCGCUCGAUUACUCCUUUGUGCUUACAAAGGUAUUUUCAAUUUGUGUUGUAAGUCGCAUAAAGAAGUCGUUUCAAGCCAACAAUAUAUUUUUUAAUUUAUAAACUCUACGUUGGAAGGCGUCUAAAAAGGUACAGUGUAAAUGCCUGUUAAUGCAUCUCUGAGCGGAUCGAAGUUAAAAACGACCUCGCUCGCGCGCGUUAGAAACUUGAAACAGACAUUGAGGUUCAGCCGGGAUAAAUGGAUAUUUAGCAUCCUUAACCACAAAAAAAUUAACCCGAUUCUAUCCAUGUCUAGGGCGUCGGUGGACUAUUCGAGGCUGGCAAGACUGUUUAUUCGGCUGUUUUCGAAACUGCUGAAGGUGGGUUUUAAGUCUAUUAUCAGUGGCAUAACCGUCUUUUCGAGGUGAUACGUAGUCAACACAAGUAAAUCAUUGUUUCAACAUUUAGCAUUGUUUAAUCUUGUUUUAAAAUAUAUUCAGUCGUUUAAGAAGUAUACAGUCAAAAAUUGCUCGUAGUUUGUUUUAAUGUUUUAACCCUUUCUGUUUAUUUGUUUUUUCUACCGAAAGAUGUCAGGAGGAAAACUUCUGCCAUAGCUCUUUCGUUUGUUGACAAUCUUAUGUCUUCGGUGAGAAGUGAAGAAGACGACAUCGAAAAAGCCACGGAUGAAGUAAGAGAUCUCGAAGAUGAGAUGAUGAGAAAGACGAGUUUGCUUCAACGAUUUACCCAAGCUCUCUUUGCGUUUAAUACUCCUGACAGUUCGGCAGAAGAAGAGCCUCAAGUUUCUGAAGUCAAAGAUGAAAAACCAAUUGUAAAACCUGGAAGUGGUAAGUUGAAUCACUCAUUCUUUUCUGACUUAUCUGGUCCCCACAUUUUCAUACUUACAAAUUAACAAAGGUAGUGAGAUCUGUGUAGCAAAAUAUCUGACUAAGGGGUUUUGGGGGGAGCUGCUGGAGGUGGGCGGGGGCGUAUCCCUACGUACGGGCAUACAAUAGUGAUUUCUUGCAACUAAUGCUGCACGCGGCGACAAGCCUAUAAUGUGAGGUAAUCAGAAAACAUGCACUAGUUCACCUAACAUGCACAACUAUGAAAUAGGCCAUUUCCUAGUUCUAAAAACUCUACUUUGAAAACGAGACUUAGGCCCGGUUCAAACGUCGAUCUUUUAUGUACCUCGGAACUUAAUACUUAUCUAUUUAGGUCGACCCAAAUCGUAAUACAAGUUCGACGGUUGAUUCAGACGUCGAACUUUAUUAGUCGGAAUCAAUUUUCGAGAUGCUCAAUUGUCUAAAAGGCUUACAAGAGAAAUUAAAGUUUAGUAAUUUAUGCAUGUUUUCAUUCUUUUUAAAGACCUGAUUGAACAUGUGAAAAGGCUCGACAGCGAUCGAAAACAGAGUCUCGUCUUACGUGUGAUAAACGGGCUCAUUCAUAAGACACAACAUGUAAGCCAACUCCAAGAGUCUGUAGUUUCCACCAACGGAGGACACACUGAACUCGACAAAUCAAGCACGGACAGUUUUGAAACUGAUAAUUCAAGCAUGGAAAGUUUUGAAACUGAUAAUUUCAGCGACAGGUAAGCUUAAGAAAACACUUUUCACUGUUAGUAGUACAGUGACGCUUAGAGCGGUGACGCUGUAACUAAAUGCAGCCAAUCGAAAGAGUGCAUGUCUCACCGUAAAACGUUAAUGUCGAACUUUUCAUUAGUGAGUCAAGUUCAUGAAAAAUUCGACGUCUGGCUCAGUUAAGUUCGUCUGAAUGAGUUUGGGUCGUCCACCACGCGGCCGUCUGCUUCAGACGGAUAGAACGUCUGAAGAUGGUCUCCGAUACAAUCGUCGAUCUUCUCAUGCGACGAACCAAACUAAUAAAUUAAAAAUUUGUCUGAUAAAUGUCUAUAUUGUGGUUCAAUUUAAUCCUUGGUUAAAAUGUUAUUUUCCUUUGUUUUAAACUCAUUAUCAUACAUUAUUAUACCCGAAAACAAAGGGAAAUAGACUGUAACCAAGGAUAAAAUUGAACCACAAUAUAUAUUUAACAUCGUUCAAGGGCACCCAACGAGAAUAUAGUUCAAAACCACUUAAACAUAGCAUUGUUAAACGUAUUUUAGUAUUUAAACGGUAGAUAUAGGCAUAUUUUCAUCCCCUAAAAAUUUUUCAUCUGUUCGGAUUUCCUAGCUGAAAGUCUAGUGAUCCCAAAAUUAUAGGGACCAAAACUUACCUUUUCGAAAAUUCUAGGUGACCUUUUUAGGAUAAAAAUCCGUUAGAAAUGGGCAAUUAUACCAUUUUUUAGAUGUUCGAAAGUCCUAGGAGAGGCAGGCAAGCAAGAAAUUUUUCAACAAAUGUUUCGAAAAUUCUAGAUCUCAAAUCGUCUUCCGAACAGAUAUUUUUCCGAAAAUUGUCGUUGGGUGCCCCUGAUCGUUUGGGAGAUAAUUUAAUAUUAAAAUUCCUUUUUUGGUCUGAUUCAGUUGAUUGGUUCGGUGCGUCCUAAGUUCGACGUUUGACCCAACAGACGAUCUUAACUUAAUUUAGGUCGACCCAAAUUAGAGUUUGGUUCAUCUCAUGAAAAGUUCGACGACCUAACUACGAUUAUCUUCUUUCAUCCCGCGGUUCCUAUAUAUGAUUUUCAUGAUAUACUCGUUAUUUUCAGCGUAAUCAAUAUCAGUAUAACUAGAAAUACGUAUCUCGCAAUAACCCUCGCGAAAUUCGGUGUGGUAACGGCAGUCAAGUUAAGCCCUGUCGGCCGGGGUUACGAACUCAGUAUAAUAAACGAUUUAUUAUAUGACAAAAACAUUUUUUUUUCUUCUGACAAAAAACUGGGAAGUUUAGCGGGAAAAUAGGCCCAUCUCCCCCAUCUCAGCCGUAAAGCCUAUAACAGCACAUUGUAAUCCGUCUUGUCUUUUUUUGCCGGUUUAAUUUUGCAGCCAACUCGACAGCAGUGAAACCGGGGAAACGGAAAUAAUGGAAGAACACGAAGCUGACUCGGAAGUUUCAGGAAAUGAUGAGUUACAUGGAACUACCAAAAAGAAGGAACGUCGGCGGAAAAAAGGCAUUUUGAUGUCUCCUGGAGGUUUUAAUACGGAUGGAAUAUACAACUCUGGAUACCAAGACGAUCAAACCUACGGAAUUGAGAGGGGAGUGGCAUCCGAGAAAGAAGCCACUGACGCUCUUAAUAGGUCCGAGAUAAUUUCCGACCAUUUUAAUGAAGAAAUGAAAACGAUUGCACAGUCAGACACAAUUCAUGACCCUGUGUACAGGGGAAAUUACCCCAUUAAAGGUUGUGACCAAGUGCUUGAAUUUCCUGAAAUGGGAGUUGUGUCAUUAGCGAAGACAGAAAGUGAGAAGAAAGAAAUUUUUGUUGACGAAGAGCACGGAUCUGAGAAGGAGACGACAGAGGAUGAUUCCAACGAUAUAACUGAAAACCAACGCCAGCUACGAGUUCCACGAAAAGGAAACAAAAGACUAUAA
Porites lobata is the source of this 5501-nucleotide messenger RNA. The record is from the annotation of a GenBank genome assembly. NCBI's taxonomy places the organism in Eukaryota, Metazoa, Cnidaria, Anthozoa, Scleractinia, Poritidae.